Molecule: messenger RNA, 354 nt
Organism: Colletotrichum higginsianum IMI 349063
Lineage: Eukaryota; Fungi; Ascomycota; Sordariomycetes; Glomerellales; Glomerellaceae
Exons: 4
Coding region: 1-354 (117 amino acids)
Source: RefSeq, a predicted model, not a curated record
AUGAAGUUCAGCACCACCGCCCUCAUCGCCGGCCUUGCCCUCAGCGCCGAGGCCAAGCUUCACAACGCUGGCGCCUGCGUGCGCAACCGUCAGAGCAUGCCCAUCGGCGGCACUGGCUGGAGUGUCAGCUACAGCUGGUCCAAGAAGUACGAGAUUAUGCCCGAAGCGACCAGAUGCGCCUGCGACUACUACAGAAGGCGCAACACCGGCAACAAGCAAUGGGAUCAGUGCCCAGACUGCAAGAUGGAGGGAGACGCUUGCGUAUCUGCAGGCUGGCACAUUGGUGGUGACGAGCUCAACCACUACUGCACCAAGUACUGCGGUGCCCCUCAGUCUGAGGGCAGCAACUCCUAG